This is a messenger RNA of Eleginops maclovinus (Patagonian blennie), 1358 nucleotides long. RefSeq names its product cd8 beta (gene cd8b). The record is from RefSeq and is a predicted model, not a curated record. NCBI's taxonomy places the organism in Eukaryota, Metazoa, Chordata, Actinopteri, Perciformes, Eleginopidae. Gene Ontology annotation, biological process: regulation of immune response. Bases 143 to 760 code for a protein of 205 amino acids. Gene Ontology annotation, cellular component: cell surface. The transcript has 7 exons. Gene Ontology annotation, molecular function: coreceptor activity; MHC class I protein binding.
CGACUCAAUACACUUUCAGCUCAGUUCCUCUUAUUACCUCUGACAGACAGACAGCAGGAAAAGAAAGUAUCAGCACCGUCCCUCAGCUACAGAGCUACAGAGCUACAGACGACACGACCACACGUACUGGAGAGUGGACAAAAUGAUUCUGCUGCCGCUGGCAUGGACACUGUGGACGGUUUCUCUGUGGACGUCAGGUUCGAGCCAGACCCUGCUGCAAGAACCCCUCACUGUUCUUUAUCCCAAAGAGUUCAGUUCACAGACAAUUGAGUGUGACUGCGCUCAAAACCCCUGUGACUCCGUCUUCUGGUUCCGCAGCAUUUCAAACCACAGCAAGAUGGAGUUUAUCGGCCAGUGCAACCAUGCUGACCGAGUCGUACUUGGGCCUGGAGUGAACCACAAAUGGUUCAAAUUAAGCAGCAAGGGCAGCAAGGUCUUUGCGCUUACCAUCGUAAACUUGACAAAAGAGGACGCAGGAACCUAUUCUUGUGUCUUCAAGAAAAAGAAUGAAACCUGGAAGCCCGGGACUCUUCUCCGGCCGGGAGAGAACCCUCCAAUAAUACAAACUAACACAAAACCCAAACCGCCCAUCAAGCCAGUCUGCCGCUGCAACAAAUCUUCACAGCAUGGAUGUGGGUCGCUGGUUUUCUGGCCGUUAGUUGGACUUAUUGCAGCCCUUCUUCUAGCUAUCAUUGGCACACUGUACUACUUCAGCCGGCUACCCAAAAAGUGUCGACACCACUUUGUGAAGAGGCGUUAGAUGACCCACACACUGAAUCUACAGACUCAAGUGACUUGCUGUGACGUCCAGGGAAGUACGAAGGACAUGAAUGUCCCCUCUGCUAACAAGAUGCCAUCUUCAAUGACGGCAAAUGUGCGCCAGUCAGAGAAGACGUUGAUGUGUGGCAGCAACCUCGUAACAUAUUGUAAUAUAUUUUUAUUGUUUUACCUAUUACAAGACAGCUCCAAAGCUACAUCACGUUCAAUUCUAAACUCUUUGCUAUAACUUUUCAUCUAUAAUAUUUUUGGGGAUUUGUGAAUAUGCAGAUGACAUCAUCAUUCAUCCUGGUGCUUUAGCAAUAGCUUUUUCAAUCUGCGGCUUUUUAUUUUAUUUGAUCUUUUAAAUUGAACAUAAAGGAGCAGUAUUUCCUAACAGCCUAGACCUAAUCAGUUUAUUUACAAAAGAAAAUGGACAACUAAACAGCUUUAAAAAGAUAUUUGCUCUUUUGUUUUUUGAUUUAUUUGGUAAUUAUUUGUGUUUUUUUGCAUUUCGUUUUUAAACAGCGUUGUCAAGUGCAUUUUUCUGUGAGUAUAAUUCUGUUAAAUCAAUAAAAUGGUAUAUUUCCAAUAAUUUACAA